CGCAGCUCUGAAUGCAGGGCUAAAACUAACACUCUUCUAGGGAUCUUUUACUAACAACUUCCAGACCUUAAGAAAUAGAAUAUCCUGACCCAACUGCUGCAACAGCGGAAAAGGCUCGUUGCAGAUACACUGAACUGUAAAACAUUGAUUAAGAAAAGGAUUUAAAGCAUUAUUGCUGAAGAGAUAAAACACAUUUUGGGGAUUUUGUAGGAUUUUGUUUCUUUUAAGUGAAGUCGACUCGUGAUGGUUCUCCUGUCACUAUGGUUUGUUGUAGCUGGAAAUAUAGUAGUGAAUUUGACUUCAGCUGAUAAGGCUGGCAAAAUAGGUGAUAAAACAGAUUUCCUAAAAAAGAACCUGAGAGAGUAUGGGCUGGUAACUCCAAUAAGUACUGACUCAGAAGGACGCUACUUAUCAAAUCUUCUUUCAGCUAGCCACAAGCAAAGAAUCAAAAGGGAUGUAUCUAAAGAUGCUUAUCAUGAAAAUAAGCUAUUUUUUAAUGUCACUGCUUUUGGGAGGGAGUUUCAUCUGCGCCUUCACUUCAACAGCAGGCUGGUUGCUCCAGGAGCUGUCGUAGAGUGGCAUGAAGAGGGUGGGGAAUUUGAGAAUGGAACCGGUGUGGAGAAUGGAAAUCACACUCCCUACAGCACAGAAAGGAUAGUGAAGAAAGAGUUGCUCAGAACAGACUGUGCUUACAUUGGAGACAUAACAGACAUCCCUGGUGCGACAGUUGCUAUUAGCAACUGUGACGGACUGGCUGGGAUGAUUCGAACAGGUUCUGAGGAAUACUUCAUUGAACCACUGCAACAGGGGAUGCAGAGAAAUGAAGAUGAAGGGAGAGUUCAUGUAGUGUACCGAAGGUCAGCUGUCCAACAGGCAUCCCCUGACAUGUCCACUGACUUCCAAAUUGCUGAGCCUGAACUUGAUGUUACCUCAUCGCUUGAUAACAUCUCCGAAGAGCUGAAGGAGACCCUCAGGAAGCGCAGACAUGCGGGGGAUGAUGACUACAACAUUGAGGUCCUCUUGGGGGUAGAUGACUCUGUUGUGCGAUUCCACGGAAAGGAACAUGUUCAGAACUACCUCCUCACACUUAUGAAUAUAGUCAAUGAGAUUUACCAUGACGAUUCUCUUGGCACACAUAUAAACGUAGUGCUGGUACGAAUGAUUAUGCUUGGGUAUGCAAAGUCCAUUAGCCUGAUUGAAAGAGGAAACCCAUCAAGGAGCUUGGAGAGUGUCUGCCGCUGGGCAUUCUCACAGCAGAAGUUGGAUCCAGAUCAUUCAGAGCACCAUGACCACGCUAUUUUUCUAACCAGGCAAGAUUUUGGACCUGCUGGCAUGCAAGGCUACGCGCCUGUAACAGGCAUGUGUCAUCCUGUACGUAGCUGUGCUCUGAACCAUGAAGAUGGAUUUUCUUCAGCAUUUGUUGUGGCUCACGAGACAGGACAUGUACUCGGAAUGGAGCAUGAUGGCCAAGGCAAUCGUUGUGGUGAUGAGACAGCAAUGGGCAGUGUUAUGGCUCCUUUAGUUCAGGCUGCAUUUCACCGCUACCACUGGUCUAGGUGUAGUGGCCAAGAACUCAAGCGAUAUAUUAACUCGUAUGACUGUCUUUUGGAUGACCCCUUUGAACAUGAUUGGCCCAAACUUCCAGAACUGCCAGGAAUUAAUUAUUCAAUGGAUGAACAAUGUCGUUUUGACUUUGGAGUUGGAUACAAGAUGUGCACAGCAUUUCGGACAUUUGACCCAUGCAAACAACUUUGGUGUAGCCACCCUGACAACCCUUACUUCUGCAAAACCAAGAAGGGCCCCCCACUAGAUGGAACAGAGUGUGCACCAGGAAAAUGGUGCUAUAAGGGUCACUGCAUGUGGAAGAAUGACAACCAGCUGAAGCAGGAUGGUAGCUGGGGAUCCUGGGCAAAGUUUGGUUCCUGUUCACGAACCUGUGGAACUGGGGUUCGGUUUAGAACUCGUCAGUGCAACAACCCCACGCCUUCAAAUGGAGGUCAGGAUUGCCCUGGUAUAAACUAUGAAUACCAGCUGUGUAACACAGAUGAAUGUCCAAAGCAGUUUGAAGAUUUCAGAGCACAGCAGUGCCAGCAGCGCAAUUCGUACUUUGAGUUCCACAGUGCAAAGCAUCAUUGGCUCCCCCAUGAACAUCCAGAUUUUUUAGUUGUCUCCACCCAACCCAUUUUUUCUUUCACAGCCAUUAAAAGGUGCCAUCUUUACUGCCAAUCAAAGGAAACAGGAGAUGUGGCCUAUAUGAAACAGUUAGUCCAUGAUGGGACACGUUGUUCUUACAAGGAUCUCUACAGCAUCUGUGUGCGUGGUGAAUGCGUGAAAGUAGGUUGUGACAAAGAGAUUGGGUCAAACAAAGUUGAAGAUAAGUGUGGAGUUUGUGGAGGGGAUAACUCGCACUGCAGAACUGUCAAAGGAACUUUUACCAGAACUCCAAAGAAACCUGGAAAGCAAUUAAGCAAGAGAUGCCAAAAAGAAAUCAAUUUGUUGGAAAACAAAACCUGGAAGACGAGAGGAGCGUUCUUAUUACCUAAAGGAGCACGAAAUGUGCAUCUCAUUGAAACAAAGGAUUUUAAAAAUACCCUUGCCAUCAAGAAUCAAGCCACAGGACAUUAUAUUCUCAAUGGCAAAGGAGAGGAAGCAAAAUCUCGGAACUUUAUUGACUUGGGAGUGGAAUGGGAUUACAUCAUCGAGGAAGACAUAGAGACCCUUCACACCAAUGGACCGUUACAUGAUGCAGUUGUUGUCUUGAUUAUACCUCAAGACAAUGACACAAGAUCAAGUUUGACAUACAAAUAUAUCAUUCAUGAGGACUCUGUACCCAUAAUUAGUACGGGUAACAACAAUGUACUACAGGAAAAUGCAGACUUAUUCGAGUGGGCUUUGAAGAGCUGGUCACAGUGCACAAAACCUUGUGCAGGAGGUUCACAGUACACUAAAUAUGGAUGCCGGAGAAAGAGUGACAACAAGAUGGUUCAUCGCAGUUAUUGUGAUGCAAGCAAAAAGCCAAAGCCCAUUCGCAGAAUGUGUAACCUUCAGGAGUGCACUCAGCCUAUUUGGAUCACGGACGAGUGGGAACACUGCACUAAAACCUGCGGAAGUUCUGGAUAUCAAAUCCGUACAGUGCUUUGCAUGCAAGUCCUUAAUGAUGGAACAAACCGCUCAGUUCACAGUAAAUACUGUAGUGGGGAAAAGCCUGAAAGUCGAAGGUCAUGCAAUAGAGCUCCAUGCCCUGCACAGUGGAAAACUGGAUCGUGGUCAGAGUGCUCUGUAACAUGUGGAGAAGGAUCUGAGCGCAGAUCUGUCACAUGUCGCACAGGGGAUCACUGUGAUGGAGAGAAACCACAAUCUGCCAGGAUAUGCAAGCUUGCUCCUUGCAGUGAUGAACCAUGUACAGGAGACAAGUCCAUAUUUUGUCAGAUGGAGGCGCUCGCAAGAUAUUGCUCUAUCCCAGGAUACAGUAAGCUUUGUUGCGAGUCCUGCAGCAAGCACACUAGCAUCCUCCCCACUUCAUUCCUGUCUGAAGCAGCUAACACCGAAGAAGAAAUCAGUUUUGAUUCCGUUCAGAUCCCUGGACUUGUAACAAUAUCAACUUCCACACAAUAUCCUUUAAUCUCUGUUUCCAGCAGAAAAGGCCCUCAAAGCCGUAGACUAGCCACAGAAGGUGAUCAGGUUGUUUCUGCAGCUGACGAGAAGUCAAAAUCUGCAGAUUCAGAAAAUGUUAACUCAGUAGGCAGUAAGACUUACAGGUUGGUAGCAAUGCAAUACCAGCCUCAUUCAAGCAAACCCACCAGUAAUUCCUUGGUAGUCAAUAAUCCACCACCUGAAAGUAACAGCAGUUCAUCAGUCCCUCUGUCACCUGAGGCGUUUACAAGGAAGACUGAGAGACAUGUGGACAGGAGGUGGCCCACCAGGUCUUCUGCUGUGGAGAGAUGAAGGUGGGCACCUGCAUAACAAGGACUAUUUGUACAAUCAAUGUGGACAUAAUGGUGCAUCCUGCAAAAAAUUCAUUUUGAAAUCCUCAACAUUUAUAAAGUGCUGGUUCACUUGUGUGUUAUUGGCUUCCUGUACCAGUAAAUCAGUAAUGUGUCUGUAGUGACUGGAAACACACCAAAGAUAUGCUCAAAAAGGGUAGAUUACUUUGGCUGUUCCUUUAAUAAAAGUCAAGGAAGUUUUGCACUUCAGCUGAAGCUAUAAAAUAUAUAUAUAUAUAUAUAUAUAUAUAUAUAUAUAU
Molecule: messenger RNA, 4243 nt
Organism: Polyodon spathula (Mississippi paddlefish)
Lineage: Eukaryota; Metazoa; Chordata; Actinopteri; Acipenseriformes; Polyodontidae
Product: A disintegrin and metalloproteinase with thrombospondin motifs 3-like
Exons: 23
Coding region: 244-3945 (1233 amino acids)
Biological process (GO): extracellular matrix organization; proteolysis
Cellular component (GO): extracellular matrix
Molecular function (GO): metalloendopeptidase activity
Source: RefSeq, a predicted model, not a curated record